This is a messenger RNA of Strongylus vulgaris, 270 nucleotides long. The record is from the annotation of a GenBank genome assembly. Lineage: Eukaryota; Metazoa; Nematoda; Chromadorea; Rhabditida; Strongylidae.
AUGACGGUAACCACAAACUUCAAGAAAGUUGAGGCCGAUUCGUUCAAGUGGAAGCAGAAGUAUGAGGAAGCGUCUAGGAAUGUACUUGUACUGACGAUGGCAAAGAAGGAAUUGGAGGAGAACGCCAUGCUGCAGCAAAAAAAACUCAUUCAACUCGAGCAACUUUGCCGAGCUUUGAGCUCUCGGCAAACAAGUUCUGUCGCUGACUCUGCCACGCCCGGCCAAGACACGCCUACUUCCCCAGACCAAGCAACGUCCUCGUCGUCAUGA